Molecule: messenger RNA, 1226 nt
Organism: Daktulosphaira vitifoliae (grape phylloxera)
Lineage: Eukaryota; Metazoa; Arthropoda; Insecta; Hemiptera; Phylloxeridae
Exons: 2
Coding region: 310-972 (220 amino acids)
Source: RefSeq, a predicted model, not a curated record
AUAUGAACUGAUUUUACGCGGUGUUUUCGAAACAAAACUUCCUCAGGUAACAUUAAGCCCUGAUAUUCCCAUAUUUAAAAACUUUAAAAAAAAUUGGAAUAAUAUUGAUGUUUCUAAUACGAUCUGUGGAAUAGAUGACGUUGAAUGUUGCUCUGCACUUGAAAAUUAUCGAAAUAAUAUUCUCCAGUUUUCUAGGGCAAUGUUGCGAAUCGGAUGUUUUAGAGAUGAUUAUAAAGAAUUGCUCGAGCUAUCUAUAAUUUUUUUAAAUGGUGACUCAGAUAAAAAAUUAAAAUACACCCUCCUGGAGCCAUGCACCAAGCUCGUUGGAUGAGUAGAGCAAUAUAUUGCUUUAAGAUUUAUUUAUACCGAAAACAGUAUUUACUAAAAACUUUUGAAAUAAAUGCUAUUCGAGAUAUAUGUAUUUUUAUUAUUCGAUUUUAUUUAAAAGCCUGGUUUAACUGUACUGAACCGUCCAAAACUCCGAAUAACGACUUAAAUUUUAUCAAAGAAUUAAAGUUAUAUGAAAAAGAACAACCGUUAAUUGCGAAAGCAGCGUUAAACAAAAUUUGUAAUCAUUUAUGGUACUUAACAGAGGAAACAGCUGCUUUAACAUUUUUUGACGAUACCAUUUCAACCGAAAUAAAAAAAUUAAUGGUUGUACCCCUUAAUAAUGAGUCAAUAAUAAACCCUAGCAAACGUUUUAUUCUUUCAUCGAGUGAUAUAGACAAAUCAUUUUCAGAAAAAACUGUAGCUUCUUUUUUGUCAAAAAGCAGUAUGAAAUUUUUUGAAAGAUUCGAUAUCAAUACUAAUUUUUUAAAAUUGGAUCCAAGUAAUUGGAAUACUGAUGAUUUUUAUUUACACGGAAAAGAAAUUGUAUGUUCACUUAAAGUAGUAAAUGACUCUGCAGAGAGAGCGGUUAAGCUAAUGGAAGAUUUUCAUGGAAGUUUAACUGUAAACGAUGAAAAAGCUUAGUUACUUUUACGCUGUGUCCAAGAACACAGAAAAUUAUAUCCUAAUUGCAACAAAGAAACAUUAAAACAUAGUUUUUAAUGUAUAUUUUUGUUAUAAUUUGUGAAUUAUAUUGAAUUUAACAUUUUGUAUUUUAUGUAGUAAUUUUUUUUUUUAUUUAUACAAUAAUAUUGAGAAGUAAGUAUAAUUAUGCGUUUAAGUCAAACAAAUACAUCAAUUUACAAUUGAAUAUACAAUAUAAAUGAAAUAUAUUUAAA